Molecule: messenger RNA, 606 nt
Organism: Alnus glutinosa
Lineage: Eukaryota; Viridiplantae; Streptophyta; Magnoliopsida; Fagales; Betulaceae
Exons: 2
Coding region: 7-453 (148 amino acids)
Molecular function (GO): zinc ion binding
Source: RefSeq, a predicted model, not a curated record
GAAAAAAUGUCAGUAAAUAGUGAUGCGUCAAUACCCCAUCCAUUAUGUUACUGUGGAGUGCAUGCACGUUUAAGGUACUCAUGGACUAGUGACAACCCCGGAAGAAAGUGGUACGGUUGUAUAAAGUAUAAGAAAGAUGGGGAUUGUGAUUUUUUUAUGUGGGCUGAUAACCGAAUGACUUCUUAUGAGAAGAGAUUGGAGGAACAUAUGAGAGACAUAGAGGAAGGGAGACGGGCUGAUAUUGAGAAAGUUGAGAAGAUGACAAUGGCCAAUAUUGACAGACUUGAGAAACUAAUUGAAACAAGACACAACGAACAAUAUGAGAGACUUCGGUUGGAGUUUGGUCUUAAUAGAAAGAUGUUUUGGGCAGCAGUAGUUGUAAUCAUUUUGGGCAUUGUAAUUUAUUUUAGUAGUUAUAGCAGUUCUGAAGUUAGCUACUUGAUGUUAGAAUGAAAGAUGAAAACAUUAUUAGGUUAAAAAUUGUCAUUGUCAAAUAUUUUAUGUUCUUAUUAGUUUCAGAAUAGAAGUGGUUGAAGGAAACCUUACUUUUGCCACUUGGAUUUCCUCAUAUAUUAUGAUUGACACGUCUAUUUAAAUGCUAUUUAA